Podarcis muralis (Common wall lizard) is the source of this 6744-nucleotide messenger RNA. Lineage: Eukaryota; Metazoa; Chordata; Lepidosauria; Squamata; Lacertidae. The record is from RefSeq and is a predicted model, not a curated record.
ACUACGGCUCCCGAGAGCUUUAGCGCGGAAGGAUUUAGCAGCCGCUUCGCCCGCAACCGUCUCCUCCCCCCACCUGUCAGGUUACGGCCCGCGCAGUUCGAACGCAGGAGAGACGGGUCGCCCCGAGGGCCGCGAUUCGGAAGGCGCGAAGGGACAGGCCCGCACUGAUUGAAAGAGGCGUUUCCUCAGAGAGGGCCUGGUAAGCAAGGGCUGCCGCUCUGGCUGAAGGGAUUGAGUCCGCAGCGGAGUGCAGUAGCUAAACGGUUAGGGCUGGUUGUAAUGGGGAAACCAAGGGGACGCGCCUUCGCUUUGUGGGACGGCGUGAGGCCUCUAUGCUUGAGGGGGAGAGGCGUGGAGGCAGCGUUGCUAAGCAACGCGAAGCGCUCUGGCCUGGAACCCGCGCAGCUGAGGCGGUUCCUUGGAAAAAUGCCGCCGCCUGCUAGAGAGAAGGGUGGCCCCUGAGGCGAGAAGGUCAGCCUGCCUCCCGGGGCAGAAGCUGUGCAGGGUUGGUGCUCUCUGGGACUGGCAGGGUGGAGAGCAGCAGCAGCAGCAGGUGGGGGGACAAGAUUGAAUGGCAGUAAAUAAAUAGGUGAGGGCAGCCUGAGGCUGGUUGGUAGUGAUUCUGGACUCCAGCCCCCAUGAGCUCUGACCAACGUUGGGUCAGGGGUGAUGGGAGUUGCAGUCCAGUAAAACAUCAGGAGGCAGAGGCACAGCUUUAGUGCGUCUCAAACUUGGGUCCCCCAGCUGCUGUUGGACUACAGCUCCUAUCAUGCCUGGUCCCUUGUCCCUGCUCGCUAGCGAUGAUGGGAUUUGGGAUUAGAAGACACCAGAAGGCAGCCCUGUUUAGGGAAGCUUUUAAUGUUUGAUGUAUUAUUGUAUUUUAAUAUUUGGUUGGAAGCCGCCCAGAGUGGCUGGGGAAGCCCAGGCAGAUGAGCAGGGUAUAAAUAAUAAAUUGUUGUUGUUGUUGUUUUGUUAUUAAUUAUUAUAGUCCAAACACUAGUAACGGGUCAGCCUCAACAAGGCAAAGGGGAGUACUGGAAUAGCACAUCACACAUGGCAAUGCUUUCCCUUGGAGAUGCCGGAGAAUACUUCGUAAGGGUCGCAGCAGACCGCUGAAGAGCUGGGUAUAAGAAAUGAGCUGUUCCAGAUGAACUGCUCCAGAUGCUGUAAAAGGCAGCAUUGCAGUUUGCAAAAGAUUGGGUCGCCAUUGGGUGGUAGGGUAGUGGGGAGCCUGUUGUCACCCUGGUGUUCUUGGUCUGCCAACUCCUGUACUUAUGGAAAUGCACCCUCAAAAAUGUCAUUUUAAAAUUUGGAUUUAAAAUGCUCUUUUCAGAAGAGCAAGGAGCAGCUAAGCCAUGCUGCAUUGGCAUACAGAUCAGCAAGCAAAAAUCAAACAAAACUUUACUUGAGUGCUGCUAUGGCUUUCUGCAAAAUGCAGUUUGCAAAUUUGCUUGGUGAAUUUAAUUCUCACCCUUUGCUUUCUCCCAGAACAAUUCAAUUUCCAAAGUUAACCUUACUUUUGUUUGUGUUUGGAAUACAGAGGCACAAACCACAGUUCCUUUACAAACUAAACAUUAUAAUCUUAUCUGAAGCUUGUUUGCAAAUAGUGUUUAUGAGGGGGAUUUUCUCCCCUGAGGGUUAGCUGUGUUUGUCUGUUGUGACAAAACAGCAGUGACUUGUGGCUCCGGCAAGGCUAACAAAUUUUAUCGUGGGGAAAGUGUUUGCAGACCGCCCUCUUCAUCAGAUGUCAAAAGUGAAGUCUUAAAUUGGUGUAUAUAGACACACUGCAGAGCAAAUGGAGAGGUCUGAGGUCUGAAAUGAAAUGUAAAAAAGAGAGUGGUAAUUACGUGAAAGUAAAAUAGCCAAAAUGACAGUAGACAAAGCAGUAUUGGAGGAAGCCUAAUUUGCUCUGGCUAUUUUGAAUGCCAAGAAGGGGAGAGCGUUAGGGAAGUACAUGUUCAAGAGGCCAACUCCAAAUUUGCAAACUGGUUGCAGGAAGCAUUAUGUCACGAUUCUGUCAUACUAUAAAGCCAAAAUCUGAAACAGGGCUAUUUUCUCUGUCAUUUUAAAGAGUUUCUUCUUCAAAAGGUGGAAGGUGCUUUUAUUGAUAUGUUUUUCGUAGUUAUCUUUUACAUUAGACAAAUGUAUAAUAUCAAUGGAACGUAACUUAUGGACUUCUCAUGAUCACGAUACGCAUGAGGAAGACUUGUUUGCAAAUGUUGUGUCGUUAAGGAGUCAGCUAAAGAAAACGGAAAGAAAUUUACAAGACUUAGAAGAGCUUUACCAAAGUACGAAUUCAUAUAAUUCUGAUGACACGCUUGAGAUUUUAACCAUGGAAGAUCUCACUGAUCCUAGUGAAUUACAUAAUUGUUCAACUCAAUCUUCUCUGAGCAGAAUGCCUUGGCAUAACAGGGAUUCUUCAAGGAAACACAGGAACAAAUGUUACUCGCUGUCUUUGGAUAAAACCCUGGAAGAAGAAAAUGAAAUACUAAGGGAUAAAUUGAAUAUAGUCCGUGAAAAAAAUGCAUCCUUGACUUCUCAGAACCAUCAUCUAAUGAAUAAAAUUGAAACAAUAAACUAUGAACUGAAUCAGUCAAGAGCACGGAUAUCUUUCCUUGAAUCUACUUUGAGUACACACUCUGUCAGCAUUCCAAUGUUAGAAGAACAGAUAGCAAGUUUGGAAGCAGAAGUUCAAGCACAAGAUAAAGCUCUAAAAGAAGCAGAAGAUAAAUUAGAGGAAAGCCAGAAAAGGCUAAUGGAAAAAGAAUAUUCUUUCCAGAAGCUGAAGGAGGAAUAUAAAGAAAUUAGAUUUGAUUUAAUUGAACAAUGCAAACAAGGAAAGAGAACUGAAUGUCAAAGAAAUGAAGCUUUGUUUAAUGCUGAGGAGCUGACAAGAACUUUUAAAAAAUACAAAGAGAAAAUAAGUGAGAAACUGGAAAAGGUUCAGGAAGAAGAGCAAACUUUAGAAAGAAAUUUAAUGAAUUGUGUGAAAGAAAAGAAAUUGCACGCAAAAUGCAAUAGCUAUAGAAGUGAGCUUGAAAGCACAAAGGAACAAGUGAGACAAUUAACUGAAGAGAAUAGUAUUGGAAAAGAAAAUCUCAGAGGUGUGGAAGCCAAAUGUGCUGAAAUGGAAGCGCAACUGAAGCACUCUCAGCAGAAUAUCCUGAAGCUCGAAAAUAAACUUCAGGUCCAAGACACAGUACUUGAAGAAAAAAAUACCCUAUUGCAUGAAAUUGCUAGCUUAAAAGCUCUUGUUGCACAGCAAAAUGAUCACCUCAAGUUGUAUCAUCAAGAAAUUGAGAAUUCAAGAACUGAACUAAAAACCUUAGAAAAUAUUAUUUCCCAGUUGUCUCAAAGUUCACCAAGAGAGGCUAGUCAUUCCAUGCAUCAUUCUAAAGAAGCAUCAUGUCCCAAUUGCUGUGAUUUAAGUAGAUCCCUGAUAGAAGAGCUAAGAUUAAAGCUGACAAUGAAAGAAGCAUUGAUUCAGCAAUUUCAGGCAGAAACUAUGACCAGUAAUCCAUGUCAAGAUCUCUUUGAUGAAAGUGAGAGACAAGAAUUGAAUGGCUUAGAAAUUGAACCAGUAAAAUUGACAGGAAACCAAACAGAGAGAAAACACCAACAACUGGAACUUGUCGCUAAGCAGUUUGAAAAGGCCAAGCAAAGAUUACAUGGACAGUUAGAAGAACUACGUACUAAACUGGAAAAAUGUGAAGCUGAAAAUUCAUUUUUAAAGGAGACCAUGGCCCAGCGAACUAGUCAGUUUCAAACAAUACAGGAUGAACUGUUGGAGAAAGCUGCAAAAUCUAGUAGCUUGGAACGAGAAGCAGCAAGGAAAUCCUCUAGGCUCUCAGCCCUUGAAAAACAGCUGGAAGAAAAGACUCUUGCUUACACAACUGCUGCUGAAAAAAAUACUGAGCUGGAACGGGAAUUAGUGGAAGUGAAUGCUCAGCUCCACAGCUUAGAAAGAAACUUCAAUGAGGAACAUGGGCACUUAGCCGCAGUGCUUAAAAAAACAAAGAUGAUUCAUCACGAGCACCAGAAAGAAUUGGAAAAGCAGAUUGAAUUGCUUGAGUCUCGGCUAGAAACGAGAUGCCAGCAAUUCCAUGAGCAGGAGAACACAAUGUCACUUUUACAGCAAGAUAUCUUAUGUAAACAACGUCAGAUUGAAUCACUAGAUCUACUGCUAAUAGAAAGCAAAGAGGAAAUGGAAAAUCAGAAAACCAAGAAAGAGGAAGCAAUAAGGAUAUUACAGAGCCAAUUUACUGAGGAAACAAUCAAGGUUAGACAGCUACAAGCAGCGCUAGAUGACUGCAAGGAAGAUCUCGCGGUAUAUUUAAGUAAUCUCGAAGAAAGUAAAGUGUUAUUUGAAAAACAGCUGGCGAAGAAAAAUGACGAGAUACAGCGGUUGCACAAAGAAAUAAAGUUGAAAAAUAACAAUCUUCAGUCAACUAGUGAACAAAACUUCAUUCUGCAGCAAACACUGCAGCAGCAGCAGCAAAUGUUAAACCAAGAAACCAUUAGGAAUUGUGAAUUAGACGACAGCCAAAUUAAGCUCCAGCAGCAGGUAUUAAAAUUAGAGCAAGAACUUCAAAAACAGAAGGAAAUUAUGGAGGAAGAGUUGAGAAAAACUACCGAGAAUCUCCAUUUAGUCUCUGAAGAAGCUGAUUUGAAAAGACAAAAAAUAGCAGAACUCACGGGUACAAUCAGGCAAAUUAAGAUAGAGAUGGAUCAAUGUAAAGAUGAGCUAAUAGACAUGGAGAAAGAGUUAGUUCACUUAAGACGAGAUGGUCACGCUAAAGCAUCGCAGCUGGGCCACUUGGAAAUGACUUUGGAGGAGAAACAUGAAGAACUGCAGAAAAAGACGCAGCAAGUGAAACAGUUAGAAGAUAAAUUGCUUCAAGCUGAGACACAGCAAAAGGAUUCUGAGCAGAAAAUAGGAACGCUGGAGACUGACCUUCAGAAUGCCACUGGGAAGCUAAAAACUAGUUUGAGACAACUGCAAGAACUUCGGAAUAUGCUACAGGAAACACAGUUGGCUCUGGAGGAGAAGUAUGCUGCUAUUGAGAAUUUAACAGAAGAACUAAGAGACUGCAAGGAUGAACUUGAGAACAAAAGGCAAGAACUCCUUGAGAUGGAAAAGAUACUAAAAGAAAGGAAUUGGGAUUUGAAACAAAGAGCAGCUCAGGUUACACAGUUGGAUAUGUCAAUCCGUGAGCACAGGGGAGAAUUGGAACAAAAAAUAAUUAAAUUAGAAGGAAAUUUGGAAAAAGCAGAGUUGCAGAUCAAGGAAUGCAACAGACAGAUUGAGAGUUUAGAGAGCAAGCUGCAGCAUUCCAAAGGUGAACUUCAGGAGAAAGAGUUGAACAUCCUCCAACAAGAUCAAGAGAUAAAUCGUCUUAAAAAGGAAACUGGAAGAAAACAGGAAAAAGUAACAGAUAUUGAGAAAAAGGUGGAGGAACAGGAAAGGUUCAUGGCAGAACAGCACAAAGAAAUACUUGAUUUGGGUCAGCAGCUGAGGCUAGAACGUGAACAGAUGAAAAAGGUCCAUUUGGAGCUACUGGAAAGUCGCCGUCAACAGGCUCAAGCUCAGAGAGAUGUGGAUAGGCUCUCUCUUGAACUGGAAGAAGUGAACCACCUCUCGCAUGAAAAAGAAAGUCGUACAAAUCAUUUGGCAGAACAACUAGGGGCAGCUCAGGCACGGGAAGCCCAGUUAGAAGCAAGAAUGCAAACAGAGAUUAGGAGGCUCUCAGCAGAAAUACACUCACUAAAGCAGUCUUAUACGUCAGAGAAACUCUUACAUGAAACAGAGGAAACAAAACGGAAGGAGUCGAUAUCUAAAUCUCAUCACCUUUAUGGGCAGUUGCAGCAGCUGAAGCUAGACCUGGAAGAUGCACAAGGCACUGUCUGUAAUCUACAAGAACAGCUUCAGUCCAGAAAUGACAUGAUUGACGCAGCAAAUGAAGCUCUGCUUCUCAAAGAAUCUGAAGUAACAAGACUACAAGCUAGACUUGCAGGUCACGAAAGAACAGAAAGCAUCAAGCAACUAUCAGCCCCACAAAGCAUAUCCACUCAUCAAUGGUUAGAUCAAGAGCCAGACUUUGACAGGCAUUCUCAGAGAAAAUCUGCAAGCAUUAAUGAUCCAAGUUUUAAAGAUGAUGGAAAUUUAUUAAAACCGAAAAACAUUUUUACAUCCAAUUCUUUGGUAAUUUGUAGGAAGCCAAAAGACACAAUUCACGACUCACCAAAAAGUCCAAAUGAAUCGUCCUUUGAUCCUUUGACACACAUUGUGGAGGAGGAUGAGACUUGUGAUAGCAGUGACUUCCAAACUCUUAGUGGCAUGCUGAAAUAUAUCAACAAAGAGAUGAGUUCUGAAAAUUCUCCAUAAUUUUCACCUGAUGUAAAGGACAAUUCAAGAACAAAGAUUGUGAAGUAACAGUGCGCUGGCAAACAGUCAACCACAGAUGGAUUUGUUGUCUUCAUGAAUAUAAUGAUGUGCCAUUUUAUACAAACCCUGUAUAUAUUUGAGAAACAUAGUGACUCAUAAUCCCUUCCUAUUUAUCCCAAUUCUAUUUUUUUAUUACUGCUUUGAAGUAAUUUGUACAGUAAUAAAGGUGUGGUGUGUGUUUUUUUUCUCUUGAAGAGAAAUCUGAAGGAUCUGGAUUUUUUAAAAAACUAUUUUCCUGAUACUUGAAUAUUUCAUCUAAAUGUAUUAUUAUUGAAUUAAUAAACAAACAAUACACAUUG